This is a messenger RNA of Moneuplotes crassus, 624 nucleotides long. NCBI's taxonomy places the organism in Eukaryota, Ciliophora, Spirotrichea, Euplotida, Euplotidae. The record is from the annotation of a GenBank genome assembly.
AUAAAUAUGAAGAUUGACAAGAAGGGGGAUAAAGAAGGCCUUCAGUCAGAUUACAAGGAUAGUUUGGUUUAUGCUUCUAUUAAAUGGAGGAAUAUUUGAGCGAUAAUAAUUGUAAUUCAUGCUAUAUUAUUAAUCAUCUCCUCAAGCAUUGAUAUUUAUUUCUCUAUUGGUCUUGUUCUGCCAUUUGUUAUGGCAGUAAAUACAUUGUCAUUAAUUCUUGACUUUGUUGGUAUGUACUUCUUGUUUGCAAGAGUGAAGACUGCUUUGUUAUUUUACACUCUUUGUAUUAUUUCCUUUGCUCUUAUGACAGCCAGUAUUGAAAUAAUCUAUGAAAUGAGAAACUUUGUAUUUGGGCAACAGAGAACGGUCUUCCUUCACGUUCUAGAUACAAUUUCCUUAUCAGAAUACAUUCUCUACUUUAUUGCAAAGUAUGCUAGGAUCAUUAACGCUCUGCUGGAUCUUAUUGCUGCAGCUACAACUUAUAUUUACAGGCAGGCCCUUGUGAAGCAAGCUCUUGGUCAAUUUGCUGGCUCUUUGGGACCUGUUAGAGAAAUAGAAAUUGAUGAUAUUAACAUCACAGAAAUAUAUGACAAGCCAUAAGUACUACCAACUUUCAAUAUAGAG